CUUAGUGUAUUGUUACAUGUUUAGCUUUCCGUUUUUCGAUUGGUCGUGAGUCGUGACUCGUGAUGUUAUCAUACGAACGGUUCGUACUGUUGUGACCAGUGAUAAUAAAUUGUGAAACAAGUGCUGACUGUUAUUUUGGAAUAAUUUAUAAGCCUUAUUAUUUUGAAAAAAAAAUAUAAACUAUGUAAAUGUUAAAUAAAAUGGAACAUCUAGUUUUACAUGGUUGAUUAAUGCAGAAUCAAAGUUCAGCGUUGGUGCUUUUUAUUUCGAUGCCCUCGGAACGUUUUAGUUGCAUGAAUUGAAGUAAGCGAGGACCGCGUUUUGAUAAUAAAUUUGUUCGAUAUGGCUUCUCCAGGCGCUGCUAAUACAAGACUAAAUAUCUAUACUACUACACCAACCCAAGUAAGCAUGCCGAGUCCAGAUUUUGGUUUGUCCCCAACUUUUGAUAUGGCUAGUACCAGUUGUGGAGAUUCUUCGUCAGAUGCACACUCGCCGGAUUUACCAAAGGCUAAAGCGAGUGAUAGAGAAUGUCGUAUUAUUGCAGAAAAACACCGUAGAAGUCAAUUCAAUUCAGAAAUUGCACAAAUGAUGACUCUUCUUUCUGAUAUUGUGCACUCCCAGAGAAAGGUUGACAAAACUAGUGUUCUUAGAUUAGCCGCUAACAAGCUUCGUAACGAACAUGUAUUUGGUGAUACUAUAAAAUGUUGUCAUUUAGAAACUUGGUCAAAUGCAAUCAUGAAGUUUUUUGACAUUAUUGGAGGAUUUAUGAUCGCAGUGACAUGUCGAGGUCGCAUUUUUAACGUGUCGCCAAAUGUUCAAGAAAAAUUAGGUUAUUGUCAUGUUGAUCUGCUCGGUCAAGAUAUUUACAAUUAUGUUCACAAUGAAGAUAAAGAAAUUUUACGAAAACAUAUUUAUCCAACUGAAUUACAGACUGGUUGUGAUUCAAAAAUGUUUGAGCAACACCAUAAUUUCUGUGUAAGACUACUGCGUGCUGGUGCAAGAGCUGAUCCGCCAAAAUAUGAACGCUGUCGUAUUGACGGUAUGCUACGUAAGUCAGAUAAAGCUACGUCUAAUGGAGUUGAAGAUGAAAAAACAAUAAGAAGGCAAAGAGUCCGACAUCAGAGAACAUUCUCAUCAAGUGGCAAUGAUUUUGUAUUUAUUGGUAUGGUUCAUCCUAUUACGAAUCCAUUGCCAGUAAAGAUUUUACCACCAACAGCUUAUUCAGAGUACUGGACCAGGCAUCUUGUUGAUGGCAGAAUUGUCCAAUGUGAUCAAAGCAUUUCACUGGCAGCUGGAUAUAUGACAGAAGAAGUUACAGGAACCUCUGCUUUUGUUUUUAUGCAUAAAGAAGAUGUCCGCUGGGUUAUUUGUGUGUUACGUCAAAUGUAUGAUGAUAGCAAAGAAUUUGGUGAGUCUUACUAUAGAUUAAUGUCUAGGUCAGGUCAUUUCAUCUAUAUGCGAACGAGAGGUUUCCUUGAAAUAGACAAAGCUACUAAAAAAGUUCAAAGCUUUGUAUGUGUAAAUAGUGUUAUAGGAGAAGAAUAUGGUCGUAAGAUGAUGGAAGAUAUGAAACGAAAAUAUUCAGUAAUGGUAGAUGUUGACAGUAACCAAAGUGACAGGGCAAUCACACAAGAUGAGGCUCCAGUAGAGGAUCCUAAACAUUUAGAGCAAAUUGUAAUGCAUUUGGUUGAACCAGCUGCUAGUGAUAAUUUGGAUGAGUUAAAAUUGGUAGCACCUUCUAAAGAGAAUAUUAUUUCUGCUAUUAAAAAUAGUGAAAGGGUUGUUCAUGAAACUGGUGUUAGGUUUGAUACCAGGAAAAGAAAAAAUUCUGAUUGUGAAGAUAGCAUAGAAAACCUAAAAAGGCAAAUUUGCUUAUCAGAUAAUUGAACAAAAAAAAUGCUAUUUAAUGUGUGUUCCUUUGACCAUGGAUAUUAAUGUCAGGUUAAAUAUUUCUUAUACAUGUAAGUAUGUAUUUAUAUAUAAGAAAUUCUACCAAUUGUGUCCAUCCAAAAAAGGUAUGCCUGUAUACUAUUUUCAAAAAUAAUACAAAACAAAAAUGUAUGUAUGCAAAAGUAAAUAUUUUUCUCCCUGGGCAGUAUAUUUAAGAGGUGCACUGAUAAUUUACUUUUUUACUAAAAAAAUAUCUUUGUGCCAAAUAUUAUGUUAUAUAUAGAUUGAUAUUAUAUAAAACGAAUGGAAUGAAAUAAUUAAAAUAUUUGAAAUUAAUUGAAAUAUUGGGCUAUAUGAACUGUACCUUGCCGUUUUUUUAAAGAUUUGUUUUUUUUAUUGAUAUCGCUCUGUAGUGGUUUUAAAGAAGCAUUUUAGAAUUGGUAAAUAAGAGAAACAGUGGCGAAUUUAAAAUGGCAGGGUUAUCUAAGGAAAGCCUGUUAACAAGUGACAAUACUUGUUUUAGCCAAAACAAGUUGUGUGAAAAAAUCAGGGUAAAAAAUAAUGGUAAAGGUAGGUGAAAUGAUAAAAAAUAUAUCAAGUAAGUGCCAUGGAACAUGUUUAGACUUUCCUUUUUUUCUAAGCCUUUUAAUUUAAUUUAUAGAGUGCAUUUUUAAUUGGGAGCAAUUUACAGCAUUGCUAUUACUAGAGGCUUUUGAUUGUGUAUUGUUAUAAUGAUCAUAUAAUCCACAUUAUGGUUUGAUAGUUGCACAAAGAAAAUUAACUAAUAUAUUAAAUCUUAGUCAAUAAUAUUAAACAUCUUACAGGUUCAUUGAAAAAAAAUAUAAUUACAAAAAAUCAGUACAAAACUGUUACAUUUAAUAUAUUAUUAGUUCCAGUGUUUUGCUGAUACAUAUCCAUACCAUCAGGCACCAUAAUUGGACAGCUAAGUUAUAUAAUAAGUAGUUAUUUUAAUGUGUUUAAAAGAUCUGAGUGGUAUAUUGAUAAUGUGUAAAUAAUUUCAUCUUGUUAAGGUGCUCAAUAUUACAUUCUUAUUUUGUCAAUGAAAUAAAAUAGACUCCCAUGCAUAAUUAACAGAAUUUUUGAAGCAAUUUUAUUUAAUGACUAUGAUUAUGUUUAGGUGUAAACUAAUAUUGUUAUCGGAAUGUGUCCAAUUAUCGAUUGAUAUUUAGUAAUGUAAAUAUAAUUUAGAAUAUAUACAAUUAUUAAAAUAUAAGAAUACAUUGACUGAAUGUUUAUUCAAUUAUACUAUUAUGAAUGUUUAUUAAAAUAUAAAAAUUUUGGUGUUUUGCUUAAUUAGGAUUACAUUGUUUUUAUUACAUUUUACCUAGCUCAAUAGGUAUUUAAUGUAUUUGAGUGUUUGUAGCUUUGUAUCCUGAAGGAGUGACUGUUAACUGUGAAUUUUGUUUGGCAAGUAGUUACAUUUCGGAUAUUAUUAUAUUAUUUUGUUAAAUUUGAUGUGCAAUACAUAUAAAUAUAAAUAAAAAUCAGUUUUCAUGUUGUUUAAGAAUUCAAUGGCUUAAUAAAACCUAUUUUAUGCAUGCACUUUUGAAAUCGUAUCGAACCUUUAGAUGAAAAUAUUUGAAAUUUUUUAUAUGAUUUUUCUUUUCAAACAGCUGUGUGCCUCUAUAAUUGGGCAAACUAUAAGUUCAAAGUUACAACUCCCAUGUAAAUAAGUAUAAUUUAAUUGAAUAUAUGUAUUAUACAAUUCAAUAGUUUAGUAUAUUAAUUGUUGAUGGGUUUGGCACUAUAAAAAAAAGCUUGAGAAAAGCUUAAAAAUAAUUAUGGUUCUUUUUUAGUAAAUUUUUUGUGCCAUGAUGAAUAAAAAUCUUUCAAAAGUAACAUGGUUCAAUGUUUGUUACUAAAUUUUUUUGCCAUUAUCAGGUUUAAGAUAUAUUUUUUUUAUAUUUAGAGGGUUGUCACAUAUGGUAGGUUAGUAUUUUUAUUGUUCUUUUACAUACAAUGAUGGAAUUGAAAUAUUAAAAAAGUAGCUAUUCUAAAUAUGUAUUAUAUAUCCAGGUACAUAAUAUAAUUAGAAUGAUUGGUUUGCUCAAAUUAACGCUUUAUGUUGCCAUACUGUGUUAUAUUGAAUUCAUUAGUUUCAUUUUUAUGUGGCAACCUUGUUAUAUUGUGUUAGCAUCUUAGCAAUUAGCUUAGGGUUGUGAUGGUUUGUCCCAUGAUAUUUCGGCCUAUUUGUUCUAUGUUUUACGUAAUUGUAGCUUAUAUUUACUAAGAGUUACCAUUUCAUAUUCAUCGACAUUAAAGCCUUUCAGUUGAACAAACUUUUUUAUAAAGACAGUUUUUAAGAAUAACAUACAAUAUUGUAUUAAAAUUCAAUUUCUAAACAUAUAAGACUAAAAAACAAUGAAAUCCGCUAAUACAUAUUUAUAAAUAUUCAGUUCAAUGCAAGGGUUAACCAUUUGUUUUUUUAAAUUAUAUUUUUGUAUAACUAUUAAUGUAUGUAAAUGUCAAUGCCUACACCCCACGAGAUAUUAAGAAUGUUAGACGUAAGGACUUAGUCAAUAAUUUGCGACCAAAAUUAUUAUAUUUUACAUGGAUAUUAUUCGAUGUACUAUUAUUGUACUGGAUGUAAUAAAAGUUUAAAAAUA
Molecule: messenger RNA, 4517 nt
Organism: Pieris rapae (cabbage white)
Lineage: Eukaryota; Metazoa; Arthropoda; Insecta; Lepidoptera; Pieridae
Gene: MET1
Product: aryl hydrocarbon receptor nuclear translocator-like protein 1
Exons: 1
Coding region: 343-1887 (514 amino acids)
Biological process (GO): regulation of transcription by RNA polymerase II
Cellular component (GO): transcription regulator complex; aryl hydrocarbon receptor complex; cytoplasm
Molecular function (GO): RNA polymerase II cis-regulatory region sequence-specific DNA binding; DNA-binding transcription factor activity, RNA polymerase II-specific; protein dimerization activity
Source: RefSeq, a predicted model, not a curated record